AACAGUAUUAAUAUAAUAGUGGAUUACUUCUGUCAGACCAGAAGAGAUAUGACGGAAUACGAGGAUCGCAGCUGUGCGUCAAAUAUGUAUUUACCGAGCUGUACUUACUACGUUUCGACGCCAGAUUUUACAUCAGUCUCCUCCUUUUUACCGCAGACUACUUCGUGUCAGAUUAAUUUCCCCUAUUCCCCCAACAUAGCCCAGGUCCAACCUGUCCGAGAAGUCGCGUUCAGGGAUUAUGGACUGGACCAUCCAAGCAAAUGGCACUACAGGGGCAAUUACGCGUCUUACUACUCUACGGACGAGAUAAUGCACCGGGACUUGAUCCAGUCCUCCAGCAGCAGGGCGGAUGUGCUAUUCAAAAACGAGUCCUUGUACGGUCACCACGGUGGGACGAGCUCGCCGUGCAAUUUCUUCAACGGCGUCGGCCGAAAUGGGGUUCUCCCCCAGGUCUUCGACCAGUUUUUGGACAAUCCUAACUCGGACAAGCCCAACGCGGAGCUCCCUAAACAAAAGACAGACUCUGCUGCUCCCACAGACGCUCCGGAUAACAGUCAGGCCUUGACCAAACUGGAGCAGGACAAAGCUGACCCGAGCGCGAGCGUCGACGAGGACUCAUCCUCCAACUGCGGCGACAAGAGCAGCCAACAAACUUCAUCCACCAAAUCCAGGAAGAAGAGGUGCCCUUACACCAAAUACCAGAUCCGAGAACUUGAACGAGAGUUUUUCUUCAACGUGUACAUUAACAAAGAGAAGCGGCUUCAGCUGUCCAGGAUGUUAAACCUGUCCGAUCGGCAGGUGAAGAUUUGGUUUCAGAACAGGAGGAUGAAAGAGAAAAAGCUGAACCGCGACCGUCUACAGUAUUUCACUGGGAAUCCUUUAUUCUGA
This is a messenger RNA of Anoplopoma fimbria (sablefish), 888 nucleotides long. RefSeq names its product homeobox D11a (gene hoxd11a). Gene Ontology annotation, cellular component: nucleus. NCBI's taxonomy places the organism in Eukaryota, Metazoa, Chordata, Actinopteri, Perciformes, Anoplopomatidae. The record is from RefSeq and is a predicted model, not a curated record. The transcript is spliced from 3 exons. Gene Ontology annotation, molecular function: DNA-binding transcription factor activity, RNA polymerase II-specific; RNA polymerase II cis-regulatory region sequence-specific DNA binding. Gene Ontology annotation, biological process: anatomical structure development; regulation of transcription by RNA polymerase II. Bases 49 to 888 code for a protein of 279 amino acids.